Messenger RNA from Centruroides sculpturatus (bark scorpion), 1375 nucleotides. RefSeq lists its product as uncharacterized. The transcript has 5 exons. The coding region runs from base 605 to 1270 and encodes 221 amino acids. The record is from RefSeq and is a predicted model, not a curated record. Lineage: Eukaryota; Metazoa; Arthropoda; Arachnida; Scorpiones; Buthidae.
UAGUAGAAAGUAUUACGCAAACAACUAAAAAAAUAACAAAUAAAUUUAAAACAAAACGUCAUAAAUUUAUAAACAAUUAAAAGUGAGGUAAUUGAGAAAUCAUUUGAUAUUUUUUUCAGUUUCCAUAUAAUGUAUAGGCCCAUAGGAUUUUCUAGUUAUUUAUUGAAAGUUCAACGAAUUUAAAGGGGUGAUAACACGUUUAAAUCCCUUUAGACACGCGAAGAAAACUCGUAGCCACGUAGCCAGUCCGUUGGCGAGGUACGAACCCACGACUAAUGUUAUAAAUAAAGUAGCUUUUUUUUAAUCACAUAAUUAAGAGUAAAUUUUAAGACCUCUUCUGUGUCUAGGGAUGAAAUCAAGUGACCUGUUGACCCUCCAAUCAAGGCCUACUUACAGGGAGGAAAUUAACUUAAAAAACAAUGCUUAAAACACAUAAAUUAUUCGUCACUACAAUUUAAAAAAUUGGCUGACAAGUGGCUAGCAGGUGUAAAUACCUAGUUAAGAUAGGGGGAAACAGGUGUCGAUAAAUCAGUGUUGUAGAAUUUUAACUGAAGAGCAGCAGCAUUUAAAAUGAACAAUUUCGUGUUAAUUGCCAUCGUUUCNCAUGAAGAUCGCUUUGCUAUUGCUGUUUGUAGCGGUUGUUUGUGUGAUCAACUCCCAAGCUAAAGGUCGUGAAAAUGAGAAAGCCAGAGGGAUGGGGAUUUUCAAGAAAAUGGGAGCAAUGGAAAAACCAAAUUAUAUACGAAGAAAAUUGAAAGGAAGAGUAAUGCCUAAUAAUGAGGACGAGUUUCCUUUCCUGAGUGAACUUCUUCAAGAAAAGAAAUCUACGGGCAGAGUAAAAGAUGCAAAUGAGAAGUUAAUAAAAGGCAAGCCAGAAGCAUUGAAGAAAGGUGACAACUCACUGGAACAUUUUAAAGGCCGUCAAGAUAUGUCCGAAUCUGAAAGAAUGGGAAUGGACAACCCGUAUUAUAUAACAGAAUACGGCACAAUACAAUUUCCCUUUAAAUUAGUUAGAGAACCAACUUGCUAUGAUUUUUAUGGCUAUGGUUACUGUUCUUGUUCUGAUAGUUGCGAUUAUUAUACGUAUUAUUCUGUUGAAGAUGAUAAUAAUUAUAAUUCGGAAGAUCGGGAAGAUCGUAGUGAUUCUGAAUCUAGACUUGAUUAUAAUGGCGACGGAGUCAUAAACGAGGACGACGGUAAUUUUACAUGUUACGACUACUGUUACUUAGUUUAUUUUUGUGACUGGGAUGAAAAUGGCUUUGUGUGUUAGUAAUCAUUGCUAUUGUUAAGGCUAAAGUGAUGCCUUAUAAUUAUAAUUAAAUUUAUAAUCCCUAUCAAAACUGCUAUAAAAUAAAGUUAUGAUUAAAAUGCAAAA